UGAAAAGCCAAGUAAGAAACUUGGCAAUUAUCAAGUGCCAGGCUUACUGUAGGAGGUAUUUGGCCUACAAACUAGUCAAAUGGAUCAAAUCUGUGUCAGGUCUUAGAUACAAAAUCGCCCACGAAAUAUACACUUCCGAAGUCACUUAUUUCGAGACUUUAAACACUCUAGUUGAGAGAUUCGCUAAACCACUGCAGCAGGACGCGGAUGGCCCCUCCAAAAUGAUCACGAAGACCGAGGCUCGUCAGCUAUUCUCGCAGUUUCCGGUAUUUAUAGGCUUUUCGAAAAAACUUCAGGCCUUACUGAAGCCCAGAAUUGAGUCGUGGAACCUGAACACAACGAUCGGAGAUGUCUUCGUUCAAAUCGUAUGGUUACUGAUCGAGUUAAUCUUAUCUCUCUGCACAGAGCAAUUGAGCUUACUUUUCUUAAGGCUUUUUUUUUCAAAGGCUAUUCUCAAUACUUCAACAAUUACAAGAGCUGUUUGCAAACCAUUUCGAGGCUGAGAGACACCAAUUCUAAGUUCGCGUCGUUUUUGAAGGAGCACGAAAUCAUUGACGGGCAUAUCAUUCCGCUCGAACAGUACAUGAUUACGCCCGUACAGCGCAUUACUCGCUACGAGUUGCUUCUGCAAAAUAUGGUCGCGAACACGUGGAAAACUCACAAGGACUACGACGCGCUGGUGCAGGCGUUGAAUCACAUCGCAAAAGCCAAUGAUCAAGUUAACGAGAUGAAGAGACUCCGCGAAAACUAUGACAAGCUGAUAGAGAUUUAUAAUCAGCUCAGAGUUGGAAAGAAGUGCAACUGGGACAAAAUCAUGCUCAUGAAGUACAGCAGUAAGCGGAGGUUUUUGCGCGAAGGCAACGUCUUUCAACAUACAGCCAAAAAUCAGUCGGUGAAGUUCUUUUGCAUCUUGUUCGAAGACUUGAUUCUUUGGACCAAACCGAAGAAGUCCAUGUUGGUGCUGAAAUAUUGUACUCUUUUGGAAAACGUGAAAAUAGAUUUGAGGUCUGAAUACAGCCAACAGUGGGACUAUAUUUACACAAUUCACAUAAAGACGCCGUCUGAACACCUAAUUAUUCGAGGCGAAACGGACACAGAAACGCUUGAUUGGAACAAAGACCUAAGACGUUGUUCGAGUCAAGUCGCCAGUACGUCGCGGGACGCCAACCCCCAAACCGUUCAAAGCGUCGCGCACGGCUCUGAGAAGAAGGGCCAUGAUGUGGCUGAGGAGGCCGCGGCUUCGGAGAUGCCUCAAGACGCCACGUCUGAAGAUCCUCGCAGACCUCGCGUGAUGCGUGCUCGAUUGGGAUUGACUGGACUGCGUCUUUUAGAGGAUUACAGAAAUUCGUUUAACUUUCAAACUCAAUUGGAGCUGAAGCGCAUUCGAGACUGGCAGUCCAUGCCGGACUCUGGCGAACUCGACGAGUAUCAGAUCUCAAAUGAAGAGAUAAACCGUAUCAUAGACAUGUAUCCAGAAUCAAUAUAUGAGACCUAUUUCGACCUUCAGAAGCUGUUGUUGGAGUUCGAUAUAGGCUUUGAAGUGCCUCACCUCCUGAUAAUAGGUCUAGCAGGCGGAGGAAAAACAUCUCUCCUCGACGUGUUACUGGAUAUCUCUUUGCCGCAGGAAAACCUCAAACGCCCUCUGUAUAUUCAUACCUUCAACAACAAGAAAUACACAGACGAGCCCCUCCUUACCAUACUGAAGGACCUCAAGUUGGACCCUCCUGUUUUAAAGAACGUAACCGUGAGUAAAUCCGAGCUCAAAAAUGAACUUUUGCGUCGUGCUACCGAGGACUACAGUGAAAAUCCGAUUCACCUCCGCUACGAACAUGCCCGAAUUUUGAACGCUGUGCUGGUCGAUACUCCCGGGCUGGACGUCCAUCAGUUCUAUGACGAAGAAGGCACCUCCGAGAACAACAGCCAUUCAACCUCGAAGCCAACCGUUCGCAGAAUCUGCUACAACCUAGCCAAGCAACCCAAAUUCCAGCUUCUCUUCGUAGAGGAAUGCAAAAGUAAGAAUUUGAUGAGUGCCAUAGAAGACUUGACAUCGGUCGUCGAUCCAACAUUGAAUCGCAGUUUUUUUGUCUAUUCGAAAUUUUAUCACAAACUUCGUGAUUUUUAUUGCACAGCCGACCUGAACUCGUAUCUUAGCUCCCUUGUUUCUGCCGCCCCCGCUUUUUUCGUAACACUGCCGUCUUUUUGCUCCUCCUCCGCUACAGACACCGGUUCCCAACAAAAACGAAUUGCUCAAGCCUACUUGCGCGACUUGGAGGCGCUUCACCUCUUACAGUACGACACUCGAUACGACAAAAAUAUCGGUGUUUACAACCUGAAAUUUUUUUUUAUGGUCUGGCAAAAUAAAUUUUCGAUUCGACAAUUUUCGGGUUCUCUAAACGAAAUAGCCGAGUUGGAAGCCUCCACCCUCGACAAGUACAAGCAAGUGCAGGAAUCGAGGAAGCUCUUGAACCUACCUGAGCUGCGUUCUUUGAGCAAUUCACUCGCCUACCACUUCGCGCAACUCUUGCAAAAUGCGUGGAAAAACACUAGCAUCAUUAACUCCCAAAUUUAUGGACAGACCUUAGAAGACGAGGAGUAUCAACAAGACUACAGGUGUCGCCAUUGGAUAACUGGCCAAAAUAACCUGAUUUUCCUCAGCGACAAAGCGUUAAGCAAGAUUCGUUACAAAAACUGCAGGCUAUACGGACUGCCUCAACUCCGUCGACUUCUCGCUGUUUUUCACGCCGUCGUUCGCCAGUUGGACGUGGGCCAUGUCGACAUGGAAAGAAUUCAUCUGUUCAUCAAGCAGAACCGCUGCUUCUACGCCAACGACUAUUUCGACGUAUUGUACGAUAUCGCACACGAACGCGUGAAACAUGCGCUCUCUACUCUUUUGAGGCCCUUUUGCAAGCGUAUCGUCGGCAUUUUUCGCAGACUAGGUUUCAUUGCCUAUCACCUCGUUUCCGACAAGAAUUUGGCUCCUCACAAAGAGUACCGAAACUUUCAGACGCUCAUUAAUCACGUCUACGCUACCUACAACUAUCAAAUUGCGCAAUUUGAACUUCAGUGCCUAUCCAAUCUGCAGAACUUAUUCACCGAACGAAUCAAGCUCAACUACCUGGACUACCUAGACGACCUCCUGCUUUCCGAUGCAAACACCGAAGACACAACGAAGGCCAACCUAAACCUCAUUUCCAGACUCUUUGUCGAUAUUUCCGAGCGGUUUUGCGACAAUAUCAACUCUGCCUGCUGCCUCACUCUGGCGCCUAAUACACUGAAGUCGCUCUCUCGGGACAUUCUGAACCACGUGUCUGAGCUCACCAACGCACAGAUCGAACAAAUUUUUUGUCUGAAUCUGCUCUUGGAGCCCUUGGACACAAAGCAACGCGCUCUUGAAAAGUCUUUACGAAGAAUUCGGCAGCUUCGCUCGGAGUUCAGCGCGCAAUACAAAAUGUUUCAAUCUUGCUCCGAGACCUAUUCCAAAUCGAGCCUUUCUAUCAAGUACCAGGUUUGUCACCAAAGUACCGACUCGGAGCUCCAAAAGGGUGCCGAUUGAUUCACCUGCAUCUCCGACGAUGACCCCUGCCGCCGUACCCGUCCGUGUGCCGUGGGAGUCUCGUUUGAUGCGUGCCGCGCAAUAGGAAUUUGGGGCGU
This is a messenger RNA of Schistocerca gregaria, 3651 nucleotides long. Its product is annotated as dynamin-like protein A. Bases 368 to 3553 code for a protein of 1061 amino acids. Lineage: Eukaryota; Metazoa; Arthropoda; Insecta; Orthoptera; Acrididae. Gene Ontology annotation, molecular function: guanyl-nucleotide exchange factor activity. The transcript is spliced from 3 exons. The record is from RefSeq and is a predicted model, not a curated record.